Molecule: messenger RNA, 714 nt
Organism: Ornithodoros turicata
Lineage: Eukaryota; Metazoa; Arthropoda; Arachnida; Ixodida; Argasidae
Exons: 2
Coding region: 1-714 (237 amino acids)
Source: RefSeq, a predicted model, not a curated record
AUGCCUCUCGGCGACCCGCAAGCCAGCUCUGCUCCAUCCCCAACGUCUUCACUGGCUGCCGUCGCUAUGAAGCUGCCCCCGUAUUUCGACCUGAGGCGCAAUUCUGAGGCGCAAUUUAACUUGGCUUGCAUAACCGCACAACAGACCAAGUUUUACCAAGUCAUUUCAGCCCUUACUCCCUCUGCUGCGGAUGAAGUCUACGACAUACUGCUGCUCGGCGAGCAAUCAGCUUCCGUGGACGAUGACCUUCUGCGUGAGCUCUUUCUUCGGCGACUCCCGCAGAAUGUACAAAUGGUCCUGGCCACAGCGGCUGACAUGACUCUCGACCAGCUGGCCACUCUUGCUGACGCGGUUAUGGAGGUGGCCAAUCCAGCUGUAGCUGCUGUGUUCCCGGCAUUGCUCCCUUCGGAACCUGCCCGACUUCAACCGCGCCAGCCCCCGCAGUCCACCAUUGACGACCUUUGUCGCGAGUUCCGCUCUCUGGCCGCGUUCAUAGCCGCUCCCCACGCGUCAAGACCAGACACCCAUCUCCGACGGCAAAGGCGCGACCGAAGUGGCCGCAGGACAAGACGGUCCCCUUCCACGAACCGUUCCGCCAGCCGACACCGCAGCCCUGCUGUGUGCUGGUACCACCGCCGCUUCGGUGCUGACGUACACCACUGUUUCCUACCUUGCUCAUGGCAACAACAGGGAAACCAGUCGGCGGACCAUUGA